Messenger RNA from Wasmannia auropunctata (little fire ant), 2750 nucleotides. RefSeq lists its product as uncharacterized. Gene Ontology annotation, molecular function: calcium ion binding. The coding region runs from base 157 to 2340 and encodes 727 amino acids. The record is from RefSeq and is a predicted model, not a curated record. NCBI's taxonomy places the organism in Eukaryota, Metazoa, Arthropoda, Insecta, Hymenoptera, Formicidae. The transcript is spliced from 12 exons.
ACGCCACAAAAUUCCUUCAGACUACCCUAUGCAUACUCCUUCAGCGCGAUCGAUUUUUGUCUCGAUAUAUUAAAUUGAACUUUUGCGAUUUCGUCGAUCUCGUCGCGUCGCGUAAAAUUUUCGUGAGAAACCCGCGGAGGGCCGAAUCGUACAAAUAUGGGACGGGAACAGAAGGUUCUGACGCUGAACGAUGUCUGGCGUACUUGCAACAAGAUACGAGCCGCCGUGUUUCGCGUCGGGCUCAAUCUUUGGGAAUACUACAAGUCCCUGGAUCCCGACAAACGUUGUUUAAUAUCAGAGUCCAAAUUUAUCUCCGUUUUGGCUGGACCAUUAAAAGGCGUGAUUGGCUUAUCGGAUAAAGAGAUCUGCGAUCUGACGGAUUAUUUUCGAAUUCAGGACGGUCGGAUUCUUUAUUCGCAAUUUUGCGAACUUAUUCACGAUAGCGUUCCUGAUUUUGGAAAAAACAAAAUUCUGAUGACUGGUUUAGAAUGGGAUGAUCCGCUGCAUGUAAAUGUUUUGAGCGGCACGGAAACGCGAAAAUUAAAUUUAAUACUUACUCAAAUCGCUGUGUUGGUGGGCAAAAGAAAAAUUAUUUCUCGGCCAUACUUUCAAGAUUACGAGCUGAUCGCGAAGAAUGUCGGCACAGUUACUCUCGCCCAUUUCGGUCGGAUUUUAAAAUUUCUGGGCAUCGUCCUUGGCGCUGAGGAGUUUCGCCUGCUCGUAAAAAGAUUUGCCAAAAAUGGUUAUACUGUGAAUUAUGUAGCGUUUUUGAAAACUAUCGAUGACGUCCAACGCUAUUUAGACGAACAUGGAAUGGUAGAUCUUAGCGGGGAAUUGCUCGAUCAAUUUCCGGGUCGAAUUACGGCCGAGCUGCCGAAACUCCCUCGACUGGAAAUCGGUAAGGUCACACCCAGUCAAGUGUUCGGUAAGCAAACGAUAUUCCAUCCGGUGAUGGAACGGACGAGAGAGACGAUGCCCACCCUGGAAGUUGUGAAACGCAUCCAGAGGCACAUUCUCGAGCAUCGCAUACGGAUCCACGAGUUCUUCAAGGGUUUCGAAUAUCUGAAUGCCGGUCGAGUGACCAUCCCGCAGUUUCGAAGAGCGCUGGACGCGCUUCAGAUAUCGUCAUUGGGCCGUCUGUGGCUGGUCGAACCGGAAGUUGAUGCCCUGAUCGAGCUGUACAAGGAUCCGGAUGAUCCCGAGUGCGUGUGUUGGCGCACGUUCGAAGACGAUAUAGAUCAGGUUUUCACAGUGAAGGAACUUGACAAAUUGCCAAGUCUAAAAGUGGAAUCGCCGCCUCAAGAAAUAGCUGAAUUACCGCGAAGGGGUAUGUCAAAUUGGCAGUGCCAGCCGAAGAGUAUGAGAGACCUUUGUGAAGAUAUUUUACAGAGGGUAAGGCGGCGAGUCGAAGAGAGAAGAAUUCUCUUGAAGCAAUUUUUCAAGGACUACGACAAACGUAAUUGCGGUCACGUGUCACGGGCUCAAGUAAGACAAGUCCUUAUUACGGCGACCAUACUCUUGUCUAGCGAAGAAAUAUUCACUCUGGAACAAAGGUACAACGACGAUCUGGGCUUUAAUUACACUCUCUUCCUCGAGGAGUUGGAGCCUCAACCGAUCGUGGAGCCUUUGUACCAUCGCAUGUUGGAGGAUAAGAAGAGACUUAACGCUGAAAAGCCACCGACUGAACCUCACGAGGAUGAGACCAACAUCGUAUUGAUUUUAGCUAAAAUUAAAGCUAAAGUCGUGCGCGAAAGAAUUAAUGUUCUCGAAUUUAUGCGCCAAUUCGAUAGACACAAUCAUUUUGUCAUUACAAGGUCUGAUUUUAUUAGAGGUCUAGAUCAGCUUUGUUGCGGUUUAACAAUUGCGGAAGUAGAUGCGAUUACAAGAAUUUUUCAGUCGUCUCUAAAAUCCGGCUUCAUUGAAUACACAAAAUUCGCGGCAGUUAUGGAAGAAUCCGUUGCGACAGGAGGUUUGGAAAAGGCUCCGCUCGUGGUUCCCUUGCAACACGUGCCCUCCGAGGCGAGUGCAAGAACCUUCCUGAAUUUUGACGAACGACAGCUGGUGGCAAUCGCGAUGGACAAACUGUGCCAAGUGCGGAGUCCGAACCUGGAGGAGAUCUUCAAAGACUACGAUAAGGAGAAUAACGGCACAGUUUGCAAGGGGCGCUUAAUCAGAACAUUAUCAGUCAGACGAAUGCUAGAGCUUAUCAAUACCAAUGAGUUGGACGCCGUACACAAGUGCUUCUCCGUGGAGAGAAGCGGCCGCUUGGAGUUCAACUAUCGAGCCUUCCUGCGCGCUUUGCACCUGUUACAAGAGAACAAAAAGAUCUCGCCCUUUUAGAAGACAUGGUUGACCUGGUUGCAAAUUCAAAAACUGAGAAUAUACCUUCUAGCUAUUACACCAUGUAUAUUACGUUAAAUAGUUUAGGCCAAAUUAUAUAAUGCAGUUGUAACUAAAGGACGUUUUAAGUUCCACGUUCUUUGAGUAUUUAUGUGCCAUGUAGAAAAAAAUAAGUAGAGAGAAAAACAGUUGUCUAAUUUUCUAGACAGUUUUUAUAUGUUAAUUUUAUGAUUCUUACAUAUUUUUGAUAGUAUUGUAAAAAAUAUAUCUCUUAACAAACAAAACAUCUUUUUAAAAAUUUUUUCAUGAUUAUUUAACUGGCUUUUGACUGCAUGAUGAUUUAAUGCGAACUUUUUCAUUGACACAAAGCUUAUAUAUGUUUCAGAUACUUAAUAUAAAAUUAAACACAC